GCCAAGUUAACAAAGAUGUAGUCAAACAAUAAGAGAGAGUUCCCAUGGCCACUUCCAUGUCUUCCAUCUCACUCUCUUGUUCCAUUUUAAUUUUUCUUCUUACUUUGCAUCCUUGUUGUUGUUCGCUAAAAACUUUUGAAACACACAAUAUUAAAAUCGUUUCUUUUCUGCCUUUGGAUUACUGCAACCAAUCUUCUCCAGUGCAUCAUCGAGGUUCAUCUUUAAAAAUAGAGCACAGGCACGGUCCAUGUGCCUCACUGACGAAUGACAAGAGGAGGGCCAAAAAAUCUCCCUCCCAUGACGAAGAAAUGCUGCUUCAAGAUCAACUUCGAGUGAAGUCAAUGCACGCCAGGUUUUCCAAUAAAAACGCCGGAAGCCACUUUAAGGAGAUGCAGGCCGAUAUACCUGUCCAGUCCGGAAUCCCCCUCGGCGCAGGCAAUUACCUUGUCAAAAUGGCUCUUGGGACUCCCAAACUGUCUCUUUCACUCGCUCUCGACACUGGCAGUGACAUUACUUGGACCCAAUGCGAGCCAUGCGUUGGGUCUUGCUAUCGACAAGCACAAACUAAGUUUGAUCCCAGGAAGUCAUCCUCUUACAAGAAUGUUUCUUGUUCUUCAUCAUCUUGCAGAAUAAUCACUGACUCGGGUGGCGCAAGAGGUUGCGUUUCCUCAACAUGCAUAUACAAAGUUCAGUAUGGCGAUGGCAGCUACUCCGUGGGCUUUUUCGCUACUGAAAAACUAACCAUAUCACCAUCAGAUGUGAUCAGCAACUUCUUGUUCGGAUGUGGCCAACAAAACGCUGGCCGCUUUGGCCGAAUUGCAGGUUUAUUGGGACUUGGUCGUGGCAAAUUGUCCUUAGCAUUACAAACCUCCGAGAAAUAUAAUAAUCUCUUCACUUACUGUUUACCAUCCUUUUCUAGCUCAAGCACCGGUCACCUCACUCUAGGCGGCCAAGUCCCAAAGUCAGUGAAAUUCACUCCAUUAUCACCAGCUUUUAAAAACACGCCUUUCUAUGGCAUUGACAUCAAGGGACUAAGUGUUGGUGGUCACGUACUACCCAUCGAUGCAUCAGUUUUUAGUAAUGCGGGUGCUAUCAUCGACUCUGGUACAGUCAUCACUCGGUUGCAGCCAACAGUCUACUCUGCACUAAGCUCAAAGUUUCAACAACUCAUGAAAGAUUAUCCCAAGACAGAUGGAUUCUCCAUUUUGGACACAUGCUAUGAUUUCAGUGGCAAUGAAAGUAUAUCUGUGCCCCGGAUUAGCUUUUUCUUUAAAGGUGGGGUUGAAGUGGACAUAAAAUUUUUUGGAAUUCUGACAGUAAUAAAUGCAUGGGACAAGGUUUGCCUGGCUUUUGCACCAAAUGAUGAUGAUGGUGAUUUUGUGGUUUUUGGAAACUCUCAGCAACAGACUUAUGAUGUCGUUCACGAUCUAGCUAAGGGAAGAAUUGGAUUUGCCCCCAGUGGUUGUAACUAAGCUUAAUUAGUUCCAACAGGAACUAUAAAUAUUGGAAGAACAGGACAUAAAAUAAAUGAGGCAAUAGGAUAUAUAUAUAUAUAUGUGUGUGUGUGUGUGUGUGUGUGUGUGUGUGUAGAAGCAGCUGAAUAACCAUGAGUCUUAAAGGCUCAAAAAUAAAUAUUGUAAGCAUUGUGAGUAUGGAUUUGGUAGUGGUUAAGAGUAUUGAAUAUGGAGAACGAAGAGCUGAAUACAGUGAAGGCGGUAGUCCAGUAAUGUAGUUCCUGAGGCUAUAAUGGCUUUCAGGGAAGAAGAAGUAUUGGAAGAAAUGUCUAGUUUUUGUUGGCCAAAAGUCAUGCCAGUAAUAAUGGCGACAUAGUAACUAGCAUGUGCAUUUCACCAAUCAAUUAUCGCAGUUACAUCUUGCAAA
This is a messenger RNA of Ricinus communis (castor bean), 1881 nucleotides long. RefSeq names its product aspartyl protease family protein At5g10770. Gene Ontology annotation, molecular function: aspartic-type endopeptidase activity. Gene Ontology annotation, biological process: proteolysis. Bases 45 to 1472 code for a protein of 475 amino acids. The transcript is spliced from 3 exons. The record is from RefSeq and is a predicted model, not a curated record. NCBI's taxonomy places the organism in Eukaryota, Viridiplantae, Streptophyta, Magnoliopsida, Malpighiales, Euphorbiaceae.